AUGUCGAUGGACGGACUCCAGAACCCACAUGUUGCGGUCUUGCCGUUUCCUGCGCUGGGCCACUACAUUCCUUUGUUGGAACUCUCAAGGCUUGUUGCGUCCCAAGGUCUAACAAUCAGCUAUGUCACCACGCCCGCCAACGUACCCCGCCUGCAAGACUUCGUAGACGAAGCUGUAAACUGCGGUAUCGAUCUUCGCCUCCUAGUCCUUCCUACGCCACAUGUGGAAGGCCUGCCAGAGGGCCGAGAAAGCUCCGACGUUUGUCCCCCAGAGUCCGACGGCAGCAUAUUUGCGCUGGCCAACAAGCUCCAACAACCCUUCGAUGCUUGGAUGGAACAACAGGGACUAGCGGCGCCGCCAGUCUGUGUUGUGUUCGAUUCGUUCAUGGGAUGGGCGCGACAGAGCGCCGAAAAGUUUCAUAUUUCUUGCGUGGAGUUUAAUCCAUGCGGAGCCUUUGGAGUCAGCGGGUCCAACUCAGCCUCGCGCUCUAUCAUGCAGCGGGCGUUGGAGAAACAAGGGGAGGAUUGUCUUGUGUUGAGCUUGGAUCUUCCCAGGCCCCUAAGAUUCAAAAGCAAUGAGAUAAACAAGGAUUACUGGAGUGUAGACGGAUGA
This is a messenger RNA of Cryptomeria japonica (Japanese cedar), 612 nucleotides long. RefSeq names its product UDP-glycosyltransferase 73D1-like. The record is from RefSeq and is a predicted model, not a curated record. Lineage: Eukaryota; Viridiplantae; Streptophyta; Pinopsida; Cupressales; Cupressaceae. The transcript has a single exon. Bases 1 to 612 code for a protein of 203 amino acids.